Molecule: messenger RNA, 1056 nt
Organism: Penicillium alfredii
Lineage: Eukaryota; Fungi; Ascomycota; Eurotiomycetes; Eurotiales; Aspergillaceae
Product: sterol desaturase family protein
Exons: 2
Coding region: 1-1056 (351 amino acids)
Biological process (GO): lipid biosynthetic process
Molecular function (GO): iron ion binding; oxidoreductase activity
Source: RefSeq, a predicted model, not a curated record
AUGGAUAUCAUCCUCGAACUCUGGGACACCUUUAUUGGGGAUCGCCUGUACUCGACCAUUCUCCCAACCUCGCUUUCCUCCGCCGUAUCCUUCCCGGGUUUUGUGAACGCGGCCAACAGUUCCCUGUCCCUCUUCGGUGCGGCCGAGCCCUUUGUCUACGAACCCGCCACCCAAUUGAUUCAUUUGGAACCCUCCAAAUAUGCGUACCUGAGUGCAUGGCCAAGGAACAAUGUCUAUCGACAAUUCACCAGCUUUUUCCUGAUCACCUGGAUUUUUGGCCUCUUAGUGUAUUUCACGGUUGCAACGCUGUCUUACAUCUUCAUAUGGGACAAGACUACGGUCAAGCAUCCGAAAUUCCUCCGGAACCAGAUCACCUUGGAAAUCAAGCAGGCCAUGGGGGCCAUGCCCCCCAUGGCUCUAUUGACAGCUCCAUUCUUUGUGCUUGAGGUUCGAGGCUACGCCAAACUCUACGACGCCGUCUCCGAUGAGCCUUUUUCGUACUACAGCCUCCUGCAAUUCCCGUUCUUCAUCUGUUUCACCGAUUUCUUCAUCUACUGGAUCCACCGUGGCCUGCACCAUCCGCUCGUCUACAAGACCCUGCAUAAGCCUCACCACAAGUGGAUUAUGCCGAGUCCCUACGCCUCCCACGCAUUCCACCCGCUUGACGGUUGGGCCCAGAGUGUCCCGUACCACGUCUUCCCAUUCAUCUUCCCGCUCCAGAAGCUCGCCUAUGUGUUCCUGUUUGGCUUCAUCAACCUCUGGACUGUCUUCAUCCAUGAUGGCGAGUAUGUGGCCAACAGCCCCGUCGUGAACGGAGCUGCCUGCCACACCAUGCACCACCUGUACUUCAACUACAACUAUGGCCAAUUUACCACGCUGUGGGACCGCAUGGGUGGUAGCUACCGCAAGCCCAACGAAGAGCUCUUCCGACGGGAGACUAAGAUGGGGAAAAAGGAGUGGGAAAAGCAGUCCAAGGAGAUGGAAGCGAUUCUCCAGACCGUCGAGGGAGAGGACGACCGCAGCUACCUGGUCCCGGAACAGAAGAAAACUUUGUGA